This is a messenger RNA of Musca domestica (house fly), 2129 nucleotides long. RefSeq lists its product as uncharacterized. The record is from RefSeq and is a predicted model, not a curated record. Lineage: Eukaryota; Metazoa; Arthropoda; Insecta; Diptera; Muscidae.
UACAGCAACAACGCGGGCCAUGACUGUUAUUUGAUGUGAACAGACGGACGAGUGAACGUCGUCGUUAUCGUCGCUCGAACAGAAACAAAAGAACAGAACAAAAACGAAAAGAAAAUUCUUAAGUUAUUUGAAAAACUGAAAGAUAACCAUAAAGUUAAAAAUAAUCGAAAGAAAGUGCUUAACGAAAAUUCAAAAUUCCAAGGUCGUGAAAACAUUAAAAAAAUCAAUUUCAAAAUGAAAUUUUUCCUUCUACCCCUGCUGCUGCUGGGCAUAAGCUUUUCAUGUGAGGCCCAAUACAUUCCUAGUGGUUAUUAUGGCCCGGUGUCAAAUUAUUUGGUAGCCGAUACUCAAUCGAAUGGAUACUCAUACCCUCCUCCAGAUGUGCCCUUUACUCUACCCCAGAAACCGGGCUAUUCUUAUCCAGUGCCGAAAAUUCCCUUUGAAAUAACAUCUAAACCAACUCCUCCUCAACCUACCAAGGGUUACUCCUACCCCACUCCAGCUGUGAAAUUUGUAUUGCCAACCAAAUCAACAAAGAGACCAACUCAACCACCCCAACCAUCUAAGGGUUACUCAUACCCCACACCAUCUGUGCCAUUUACUCUACCCACCAAAGCUACGCAGAGAUCAACCCAACCACCCCAACCUACCAAGGGUUAUUCCUACCCCACACCAGAUGUGCCCUUUACUUUACCCCCCAAAACCACUCUGAGACCAACCCAACCACCCCAACCUACCAAGGGUUAUUCCUACCCCACACCAGAUGUGCCCUUUACUUUACCCCCCAAAACCACUCAGAGACCAACUCAACCACCCCAACCAUCCAAGGGUUAUUCCUACCCCACACCAGAUGUGCCCUUUACUUUACCCCCCAAAACCACUCAGAGACCAACCCAACCACCCCAACGUACCAAGGGUUAUACCUACCCCACACCAGCUGUGACCUUUACUCUACCCACCAAAACUACGCAGAGACCAACCCAACCACCCCAACGUACCAAGGGUUAUACCCCCCACACCAGCUGUGACCUUUACUCUACCCACCAAAACUACGCAGAGACCAACCCAACCAACAAGGGUUAUACCUACCCCACACCAGCUGUGACCUUUACUCUACCCACCAAAACUACGCAGAGACCAACCCAACCAAACAAGGGUUAUACCUACCCCACACCAUCUGUGCCCUUAACUCUACCCACCAAAACUACGCAAAGACCAACCCAACCACCCCAACGUACGAAGGGUUAUUCCUACCCCACACCAUCUGUGCCCUUUACUUUACCCCCCAAAACCACGCAGAAACCAACCCAACCACCCCAACCUAGCAAGGGUUAUACCUACCCCACACCAUCUGUGCCCUUUACUCUACCCACCAAAACUACGAAGCGACCAUCUCAACCACCCCAACCAACUAAGGGUUAUUCCUAUCCCACACCAUCUGUGCCCUUUACUCUACCCACCAAAACUACGCAGAGACCAACCCAACCACCCCAACGUACCAAGGGCUAUACCUACCCCACACCAGCUGUGCCCUUUACUCUACCCACUAAAACUACGCACAGACCAACCCAACCACCCCAACCAAAUAAGGGCUACACCUACCCCACACCUGCAAACAAGUUGGUAUUGCCAACACAAAAACCACAAGGUUAUUCAUAUCCCCGUCCCGCCAUUCCCUUCAACUUCUAAGACCACUGCCACCAGAGCAAACCGAUCAGGACCACAUCAAAAAUUGUGAUUAUAUAGCCAGAUAAUUUGGAUGCUCGAAUUAUAGGCUAUUUUAUAUAAUUUCAUAUUUAGUUUUAGGUUUGUUAUUUGUUUGCCCCUCCAGCCGUUAGUGUUGUACAAUUAACGGGUAACCGUUUUAGACUGUGCUCCAGCAUUGACAAGAUGCACAUGUUCGCUCGACGUACAUUAAACGAAUAAAGAGAAUAGUCAUUAACUAUAAAUAAAGUAAUAAAUUAAACAAACUAUUUCGCUAUGUACUUAGUUAGAGAUAAAUGUUGUAAGUUUGAGUUCGAUGUGUUCUUAGAAUGUUAACGACGAAUGACAGAAUUGAAUAAUUUCAUUGUAACGUAAGAUUAGUUCCUAAGACGAAAACGAAUAAAUAUAAUUUUUUAUAAAUUAAA